AUGACGUGUGCUUGGCGGUUUUGUCGUUACUUGUCUCACCCCGCUAUAACACCACAGAUCGCCGGCGAAUGCAUCCUAUCACCGUAAAAGCCGAAAACAGCGGCAUGUACAGUAAUUCAGCCGUCGCCAACUGCCUAUUCAAGUAACACAAUCAGCCGCGCAUGAGGGUAUAAGUUGAGGACAAGUCUGCGACGAAUUGUCACGCUUGUCGCCGAUUCAAUCCGCCCAUCUACCUAAAUUGGCUCAUAUUUCCCCACGUAACAAUGCCAGCCGACAAGCUAGACAUCGAGGGCCUCCUCAAGGAGUCGAAGGCGGAGUACAGACAGCUAGGCAAGAGUGGUCUGCGUGUCUCAGUGCCCAUACUUGGUGCUAUGUCCAUUGGAUCGAGUAAAUGGCAACCUUGGGUGAUCGAAGAGGAGGAAGCACUUCCACUAUUGAAAGCUGCGUGGGACCGUGGACUUACAACAUGGGAUACCGCAAACGUAUAUUCCAACGGUGUCUCCGAAGAGAUUAUUGGCAAAGCGAUCACAAAGUAUUCUCUUCCUCGUGAGAAACUCACUAUCCUCACCAAAUGUUAUGGUACGGUCGGUGAGGACGUUGGCCUGCGCGGCAUCAACUAUGCGAAAGAAUUGCCACAGUUGAAGGACUACACAAACCAUAUCGGCCUUUCACGUCAGGCCAUCUUUAACGCCGUUAACGCGUCACUGAAGCGUUUGAAUCUCGAUUACAUUGAUCUGUUGCAGAUCCACCGAUUUGACGAGAACGUCCCGAUUGAAGAGACUAUGGAAGCACUGCACGAUCUGAUCAAAAGUGGGAAAGUCAGAUAUAUCGGUGCAAGCAGCAUGUGGGCAGUGCAAUUCGCCCAGAUGCAGUUCGUGGCGGAGAAGAACGGAUGGACAAAGUUUGUUUCGAUGCAGAAUCACUACAACCUCCUCUACCGUGAAGAAGAACGUGAGAUGAACCGCUUCUGCAACAGCACCGGAGUCGGGCUCAUCCCAUGGGCGCCUCUCUGCCGCGGCCACCUUGCACGCCCUGCCUCUGCUUUCGGCAGUACCGUCCGCUCCGGGGGUGAGAAGGACAGCGGCACGUCAUUUUCAGGUCACACCGAGGCGGACCAUAAGAUUGUCGAACGAGUGGAGGAGCUGGCGAAGAAGCAUGACUGGAAGAUGAGCCACGUCGCGCUUGCGUGGAUCAAUAAAAGAGUCACAAGCCCGAUUAUUGGGUUCUCGAGUGUCGAGCGGAUGGAUGAGGCACUCGAGGCCAGGGGAAAGGUUCUGAGCGAGGAAGAGGAGAAGUACUUGGAGGAGUUGUAUGCUGACAGGAAGAUUCAGGGCCACUCAUAGAUUGAAGCUGAGUCAGCUCAGGUAGUCUUUUACAGUUUCAGUAAAAUGUAUGUCUCGUCAGACACUGAGCCUGUGUAUUCCUGACUAU
Boeremia exigua is the source of this 1431-nucleotide messenger RNA. Its product is annotated as aldo-keto reductase-like protein. The transcript is spliced from 4 exons. NCBI's taxonomy places the organism in Eukaryota, Fungi, Ascomycota, Dothideomycetes, Pleosporales, Didymellaceae. The record is from RefSeq and is a predicted model, not a curated record. The coding region runs from base 264 to 1343 and encodes 359 amino acids.